Messenger RNA from Baudoinia panamericana UAMH 10762, 210 nucleotides. RefSeq lists its product as uncharacterized. The record is from RefSeq and is a predicted model, not a curated record. Bases 4 to 183 code for a protein of 59 amino acids. NCBI's taxonomy places the organism in Eukaryota, Fungi, Ascomycota, Dothideomycetes, Mycosphaerellales, Teratosphaeriaceae. The transcript has a single exon.
AUUAUGCCCUCGGAAAAUCUUGUGCGCGCUAUUGACGACAAACGGCUCAUGUCAAUGGGCAACUUGCUGCAGCAGCCAAACGCAUUAGACGGCGAGCUGGCUGGACACGCGCUCAAUCCACCAUUUGCAGAUGUUGCAGCCACAUUCAAUGCGGGGUGCGCAUACGAUUCGGUAAUCCGGUGAAAUCGAGGCAAUCGAUCUUCAAGUCGC